Molecule: messenger RNA, 1101 nt
Organism: Lipotes vexillifer (Yangtze River dolphin)
Lineage: Eukaryota; Metazoa; Chordata; Mammalia; Artiodactyla; Lipotidae
Gene: B3GNT3
Product: UDP-GlcNAc:betaGal beta-1,3-N-acetylglucosaminyltransferase 3
Biological process (GO): protein O-linked glycosylation; poly-N-acetyllactosamine biosynthetic process
Cellular component (GO): Golgi membrane
Molecular function (GO): N-acetyllactosaminide beta-1,3-N-acetylglucosaminyltransferase activity
Source: RefSeq, a predicted model, not a curated record
AUGAGGUGUUCUCGGCACCUGCGGACAGAGCUGGGCCUGGCUGUGGCUCUGGGCACCUUCACCCUCCUCCUCUUCAAUCUGCAGUCACCACCCACCUGCCCAGGCCUGAAGGAGCCACCGGGCACCCCCGUGGCUCUGGUCUGGCCCUCGCCACCCUCCCGCCCACCGCCCGCCCCCUGCCUGGCCAACACCUCCAUGGCCGCCCUGCCGGACUUCGCUAGGCAGCCGCAGCACAUCCGCAACUUCCUGCUGUACAAACACUGCCGCGACGUCGUGCUGCUCCAGGACGCGCCGCCUGACGAAUGCGUGCAACCAAUCUUUCUGCUGCUGGUGAUCAAGUCCUCGCCCAGCAAUUACGAGCACCGGGAGCUGGUGCGGCGCAGGUGGGGCCGUGAGCACCAGGUGCACGGCGUCCGGCUGCGCCGCCUCUUCCUCGUGGGCACGGACCCCAGCCCGCUGGAGGCGCGCAAGGUCAACCGGCUGUAGGCCAUGGAGGCGCGGAUGCACGGUGACAUCCUGCAGUGGGAUUUCUACGACUCUUUCUUCAACCUCACGCUCAAACAGGUGCUCUUCCUACAGUGGCAGAAGACACAGGGCACUGCCAGUUUUAUGCUCAGGUGGGAUGAUGACAUCUUUGCCCACCCAGACAACGUGGUCACCUACCUGCAGGGCGACAACCCUGACCACCACCUCUCUGUGGGGCAGUUGACCCACAGUGUGUGCCCCAUCUGCCUUCCCUGGAGCAAGUACUAUGUGCCGAAGGUGGUGACAGAGGAGGAACACUACCCGCCCUACUGUGGGGGUGGUGGCUUCCUACUGUCCCGCUUCACAGCCACCGCCAUGUGCCACCCCCGCCCCACCCUGGACCUCUUCCCCAUUGAUGAUGUCUUCCUGGGCAUGUGCCAAAAGCAGGAGACCUCACACAGUGGUAUCCUCACGGCCGGUGUUCAGGCCCCCUCCAGCGGCCUGUCCUCCUUUGACCCCUGCUUCUACCGAGAGCUGCCGCUGGUGCACUGCUUCCUGCCCUAUGAGAUGCUGCUCAUGUGAGACAUGCUGAACCAGCCCAACCUCACCUGUGACAAGCGGACACAGAUCUACUAA